UAUUGUUAGUCUGUUUUGAUCAUUAGUGCUCUUUAUAUUCAUAUAAAUGAUGCAUUUCUAUUCCAAGAAAAGAUAGGUCUACACAUUUUAUUGCUAAUGUUGAGUCUUCAAUAACUUUGUGAUGUGUUGUAGAAAAUGUCUAGUUUGGCAUCAUGAACUGGUCUUUUUAGUCGAGCGUGUUGUCAGUUCAAAUCUCAAUAGAAGGUGAAUGUUACUAAAAACUUGUUCUGCACCUUGUCAGUGGAAAGAAGAAAAAAAAACGUUUCAUCUGGUACACUUUAGUGUAUGUGUGUGUUUAGAAAUCUUCUUCCGUGUUGUGCAUUGCAGACGAUGUGCUUGGGGUGUAGAACUAUUGACAGUUUUCUUCAGUCGUCUAGAUCAGGACUUUUAAGAAAUUCGCUAUUGGAUAACACUUGACUGGAAUAAGAUAUUGGAUAACACUUGACUGGAAUAAGAUAUUGGAUAACACUUGACUGGAAUAAGAUAUUGGAUAACACUUGACUGGAAUAAGAGAUUGGAUAACACUUGACUGGAAUAAGAUAUUGGAAAACAUUGACCGAGGCAUUGAUAAGUGAAGAGCAUGAAAGGCAAGUUCUAGACUCGGACUACCGCAGAAAGAAAAAGAUGGCGGGGCGCCACAUUGCCAUAUCCACGUGGCUGGAGGCACUUAGUAUGCCAGAGUAUCUUCCCUUGUUUCACCAAUAUGGCGGAGUAGAGGAUCUUAUCUACGCCACUGAAAGUGAGAUCAAAGAUCUUGGAAUAAGGAUCGGUGCACAUCGAGCCAAGAUCCUUUCAAGUCUUCGAAUUCUAAGGGAGAAAUAUGAGAAAGGCCGUGUCACUGGAAGUGGAUUAUUUUCUCUGCAGAGAACUGACAGUGUACCAUCUGCCUCAGCUCCAACAUCACCUACAGGCCCAUACCCAGAUUUCCAGCACUUGAUUAUCUCCCCUGAGAAGCUCCAGCUUGACCUCCAAAAGGAGCUAGCUGGUGACCCGUCGGAUCUGCGCAGCCGACCCUGGUACCACGGCAGCAUCACCAGGCAGCACGCUGAAACCCUCGUCUGCGAGAACGGGGACUUCAUCGUCCGCGAUUGUAUCUCGAAACCCGGUGACUUUGUCUUGACUUGCAGAUGGAAAGGAACGCCCCUCAGUUUUAUGAUCAACUCUAUCGUAGGAAACUGUGCACCGGGGCAACUCCCUGUCAUAUCGUAUCAGUUUGAGGACGACGCAUUUGCCACCAUACAAGAGCUCAUUCAGUAUUACCAGCACCGCGGCAAACCCGUCACCCAGGUGUCUGGGGCACUGCUCAAGAACCCCAUUUCACGGUCAAUGCCAUUGAGCUACUAUGAUACUAAGUAUGGCGCCCUCAACAACUCUUCUUCUGGCACCUAUGCCACACCAGAUCAAAGUCCGAAACCCAGCCCGUUUGUGACCCCAUCAGGUAGCCCUAGUUCCAGCCCAGAGAUGCAUCGCCACGGGAGAUGGGCCGGAAGUCAGCCAAUACUCAGCUUGCCUGACAACGAUGACGCUAAACAUUCAAGCAGAAACCGGGAGAGCAGGUCAUCGUCAUUAGACAGGUGCGACAGCUUACCUGUGAUCAAUGUCACACCUCCUGGCGAGCUUUUAGAAAAGAAGGCCCCUCCUCAAGUGACCCUACCUCAACCCACUAUCAACCACACUCGCUCGGGAAGCGCCCCUGCUCUAGUAGAUGAUGUACCUAAUAACUUCACAAAGAAGUUCUCUUCUUUGGGAAGACGGAAACUAGUCCCAGCCAGUUCAGAGAGUGAACUAAGCAGCCCUCCUCCACCUAAGCCUAGCAGGAUUCCUUCAGUCAAAUAUAAACAAAAACCUACCGUACAUAUCCGCACCAAGGUAGAGGAAGAAGAUGACCGCGACUAUAGCGAUUACUUUCAGGUGAAAGAGCAGCCCAGCUGGCUUCAAAACACCUCAUCCUCGAGCCCUUCUGCUGAGGAAGUUUCUCUUAGGCACCUUUCUCCAGAAGAUCACGUAAAUGACCAAAGCCGUCGGGUCAAGAGAGAAAAGGUCUUCUACCCAGCCAAUCCGUUGGACCAGCUGUCGCCAAACACUAAACAGUCGUUUUCCAAUUCUUUUUCUUCUGGUCAGUCAGAAGAUCCUAGCGGAGGUCAAAGGAUCGUGUCUCGAGUUGUGCCCACUACAAGUGAAACUUUAACGGCUCCAUCUGCGUCCAAAACAUCUCAAAUAGUUGCCCGCAGUCGAUCUUUCCGUUACGUCAACCAGAAUGAUAACAGUCGUAGCAGUAAAGCAUAUUUGACUCUUCCCGCCAAAUCUUCCCGCAAAAAUAACUCGCGUGUCAAUGUGAACUCUCAGAAUUUGAAUAAAAAUAUAGAUAAAGGGGACAACGACUACGAUGUUCCCAAAGAACAUGCUAUCGACAAUGAUUGGAUGGGAGCUCAAUACAUCGAGUACCUCAGGUGUAGGAAACUUAUUUUACCACCUAAAGCUUGCCUUUCCGCAAUUGUGCCUGAAAACUUUCAAACGGACCUUCUGCCCAAAGGUCACAGGGUUCUUGACCCUAACGUUUUGCAAAACGUGAAGACAUUAUUGUUGAACAAAACACCUAGAACUAUAGCCAUGCAUCUGACCAAAUAUGAUAUUGCUUUGGUAAGUGCAGCUAAUGAGAAAGACUUAGGGCUUGGAAUUUUCUCUGGUUUGGAGCUGCUGACGCUUCCCCAGGGGAAGCAACUACGGCAGGAUAUCAUUGAACGCUGGGAGUGCCUCCGAUUGUUCACUAUGGUGUCCUUACUCACUAUCCCAACAGUCAAUGAACGGGCGAAAAUGUUGAGUUUGUGGAUUCAGACCUGUCUAGAUUUGAAACUUGCAGCUGGGAACUUGUUCAGUUUUUCUGCCAUUAUGUCGGCGUUAACGGGAUCGCAAAUUAACCGCUUGACGGAUACGUGGCUGGUUCUGCGUCAGAACCACACCGCCAGUGCUUAUAACUUUGACACUAAACUUCGUCCGGCCUAUAAGGCGUUGAAUGAUGGCAGCAGUGACCUCCCCUUGAACAACGAAACUAUCCCUUAUAUCACACCCCUCUGCUUGCUCCUAGAGCGUGACCUUGACACCGUGCUGUUAGAUUACUACUGGGAGGUUGGCCUGGACCCCAUCGGCAGCGCUAUAGACGUCCUGUACACCCACUUGGACACGGCAAGAGUCAUCGCCUCACAGGGGGACUUGUACAGGACCACCUCCAGCUCCCUGGUGGCGAACUUAAACUAUGACCCUGAGUUGGGUCAGGCUCUGUCUCCUGAGUUCCACCUCAUGGCCAUGUGGGGAGGAAAGGGGUGCGGGGCUAAGAGGAAGGACAGGGUGGACAAGCUAGAGCAGAUCUUGACACUUUUUUCUCACAAACUUCAGAUCCCAGGAGAUGAUGGCACAGAAGUUUAAAAACUAUGUUUCUUAUCAAUGACCAAAAGGGAGUCAAUCCAGUGUCCGUAACCGCGUAGGUGGAACAAGUGUGACAACUCUUGCAGUUUAAACUACGACUCACCUUUUGGCAGGACGUCAAAACAUCUCAAAUAGUUGCCCGAUCUUUGCGUUACUAUUUGACUUUGUGAAUGCAGAUAGCGUGCAUUGACCAACAUAGUCAAUAACCGGUGAUUUAUAGCAGUAUCUGCAUCUGUGACCUACAUGUGUUAAAUUUAUUCAUGUCUUCUGUUUUUCUAGUCAUUUGAUAUUUUUGGUUGACGUUUGAAGAAGACUUUAGAUAAUGCUGCUAAUGACACUGUGCAAGGAAUCGACCCUAAGACUUAGCCCAAGCAAAGACAACCGGUAACAGGGGGGAUGAAUGCUUUGAACUGUGGUUUUGUUCCUCCUCUUGGGGGUGGUGAGACCUAUGUGACCCGGAAUAUUUGGCUGCACACUGAGCAGGUUAUUUUAGCGGGAGCUAAUGUCAGUUACCUUCUUUUUUUCUCUCUGACGCUUUUUUUUUUUUCCUGCCAAGCGCUGUUCUCUUGUCCUCAGCAAUUUUUGAGUCAUUUUUUCACAGUGCUACGCCCUGAUGCUCUAUCGUGUCGGGUGCUUCCAUCACCCAUAACAGGUGAUUUAACUGUAUGGAAUUUAGCUCUGGUGAUAUGAAGGGAGAGUAAUCCUUGAAGGAUUACGGGCUCGACGUGGCCUAAAUUGUGCCAAAAAAGUCAAACCCACAGGGCAGCGUCAAUCUAAUAAUAAUCCCAAAGAGAGACAACUCUGCUUCUAAGGAUAGCAGUUCAAUCCCAAUAACUUCAAGAUUUCACUAAAAUAAUUGUGAGACUUAAGAGUACUGCUUUUAAUGCAUUUGCCAAUCAAUGAAGCAUGUUAGAAUGUCUGGUUCAAGUUAGUUAAAUCUAUGCUUUAGAAAACAUAAUUUUAAAAUGCUAAUGGGUCGUUUCCUUUGUUCAUUAUUUUAUCAUCAGAAAACGAAUAUUAGGUGAGUGAUUUCCCUUGCACCACGGUUUUUUUUUUAUUUAGUUGUAAAUGUGUAGUAAUGAUUUAAACUAGCGGUCACAUUGACAUCUAGAUCUACUCCAAGAUGACACAGAAGUUUAUAGAAUAUCAUAAAAUGUCUUUCAAUCGUCUACACAAUUCACUGCAUUUUGUUUUUAAAUGGUAGUUUUGAAUAAUGAUUACAUUAUAAGCAACCCUGACCCAUAACUUUCUAGUGUACAGAAAAUUGUAACAAUUGUAUGUACUGAUGUCUUUAAUGUACAUCUAGUGGACUCCUUUGAACUGUACAAUUGUUUUUGCUGUUUAUUUUAUUGAAAGCACCCAGUGUUUACAAAAGGAAAGUCCAGAUUUUAUCUGUCAAAAGAAUACAAAGUUGUGUGACAUAUAUAUGUUGGUGAGCUUUAACCUUUGGGGUAAAAUGUCACUUGAUCUACUUACAUACAACAAAAGUGAUUAAAAGAUUUGUUUUAGAGUG
Messenger RNA from Biomphalaria glabrata, 4936 nucleotides. Its product is annotated as SH2 domain-containing protein 3C-like. Gene Ontology annotation, molecular function: guanyl-nucleotide exchange factor activity; protein binding. Bases 625 to 3423 code for a protein of 932 amino acids. The transcript is spliced from 5 exons. Gene Ontology annotation, biological process: small GTPase-mediated signal transduction; positive regulation of peptidyl-serine phosphorylation. Lineage: Eukaryota; Metazoa; Mollusca; Gastropoda; Planorbidae. The record is from RefSeq and is a predicted model, not a curated record.